This is a messenger RNA of Diplodia corticola, 2334 nucleotides long. Its product is annotated as pre-mrna-splicing factor cef1. The record is from RefSeq and is a predicted model, not a curated record. The transcript has 3 exons. Gene Ontology annotation, biological process: mRNA splicing, via spliceosome. Lineage: Eukaryota; Fungi; Ascomycota; Dothideomycetes; Botryosphaeriales; Botryosphaeriaceae. Gene Ontology annotation, cellular component: spliceosomal complex; Prp19 complex. The coding region runs from base 1 to 2334 and encodes 777 amino acids.
AUGCCCGUCGUCAAGGGAGGAGUCUGGACCAAUAUCGAGGAUGAGAUCGUCAAGGUCGCCGUCUCCAAGUACGGCCUGAACCAAUGGGCGCGCGUUUCCUCCCUGCUCGCCCGCAAAACACCGAAGCAAUGCAAGGCCCGCUGGAACGAGUGGCUGGACCCCAGCAUCCGAAAGAUCGAGUGGUCCAAGGAGGAGGAUGAGAAGCUGCUGCACCUCGCCAAGCUGAUGCCCACGCAAUGGCGCACCAUUGCCCCCAUCGUCGGUCGGACCGCCACCCAGUGCUUGGAGCGCUACCAGAAGCUUCUUGAUGAGGCUGAGGCAAAGGAGGAUGACGAACUCGCUCUGGGCGGUCCCGAAGGAGGAGAGACGGCCGCCCCCAGCGCCGACGACGUCAGGAGAUUACGCCCUGGCGAGCUCGACCCCGAUCCCGAAUCCAAACCCGCGCGCCCUGAUACCAUCGACCUCGAUGAGGAUGAGAAGGAGAUGCUCAGUGAGGCGCGUGCGCGCCUUGCCAACACCCAGGGCAAGAAAGCGAAGCGCAAGGCUCGGGAGCGUCAACUUGAGGAAUCGCGUCGCUUGGCCGUAUUGCAGAAGCGCCGUGAGCUCAAGAAUGCCGGCAUCAACAUCAAGGUUACCACGGUCAAGAAGGGUCAGAUGGACUACAACGCCGACAUUCCGUUUGAGAAGGGUCCCGCAUCAGGCUUCUAUGAUACUAGGGAAGAGGAGGAGCGUAAUGAGAGGCAAAGGGAGGCUUUCGAUCCUAGGAAGCAGCAGCUGGCCAACAAGCGGAAAGCUGACCAGGCAGAUGAGGGCGAGGACAGGAAGAAGAGGAAGAACGACAAGAGUGGUGCGGCAGCAAUCUCGGCGGCGGCGCAGAAGGCGGCGCAAAUGCAGAAGAUCAGGGAGGCGGAACAAAGUAGCAAGCGGAGAGGCCUUGUCCUGCCAGCGCCGCAAGUCAGCGAGAACGAGUUGGAGGAGAUUGUGAAGAUGGGAAUGGUGGGCGAAAGAGCCAACCGGCUUGCAGGCAGCAGCGACAAUGAGGCCACGCGAGGUUUAAUCGGCAACUACGCGAACAUUGUUGGAAACACUCCGAUCCGCACCCCGAGAGCACCCCAAGAGGAAGACCACAUUGCCAACGAGAUCCGGAACGCGCGGGCCAGAACCGAGACUCAGUCAGCCCUCUUGGGUGGAGAGAACACUGAAAUGUACGAAGAGGGAACGACCGGGUUUGGAGGGGCCGCCCCGAGUAAGCAAACUGUGGCUACACCCAACCCGAUGGCCACUCCGUUCCGCCAGGGUGGCGUCGGAGCAACGCCCAUGCGCCAAGGACCCGGUGCAACUCCCAUGCGUACCCCAAGAGAUAAUUUCAGUCUGAACCGCGAGAACGGCAUGCAGCUAGUGGGACAGACUCCGCGUGAUAUCAAGCUGCAUGAGCGAGCCAUGCGGAACGACAUCAAGAGCAGAUUUGCGGCAUUGCCGAAGCCGAAGGAGACUGAUUGGGAACUCGAGUUACCCGAAGAGCAGCAGGAGCUUAUCAACGCCGAAAUGUCCGAGGAGGACGCUGCCAUCCGAGACCAGAGGAACAAAGAGAUCCGGGAGGCCAGAGAACGGAUCGAGUUUGCUAGUCAGACGCAAGCAUAUCAAAAGGCCCUCCCACGCCCCACGGCUGUAGACGUGAACGCCAUGUUGGCGAAGGCAUCUGCAGCUACGGAUCCGGUUGAGAAAGCAGUGCUGGAGGAGAUGACUGUUCUAAUUGCGAAUGAUGCGAAGCGAUUCGGCAAGGCAAAGGUCAGUGGCGCGGUGCAGGCCGUCGAGGCCUUUCAAAACGAGGCGCUGCAAAAUGCGCGGAUGGAAAUUGCUCGGGAGCUUUCCUUGGACAGGAAAGACACUGAGGAAUUUGAGAGGGCGUGGGAGCAGCUGCACGGGUCUUCUGUCUUGCCUGGGCUUGCAGGCUACGGCGAGGAUGAGAUCGACGAGCACCAGCUCAUGACUGAAGCUUUCGACAACAUCCAAGAAAAGAUCAUGGCCACCGCCCAGCAGGGUAAUAAGAUCGAGAAAAAGCUUGCGCUCCACCUUGGCGGGUACCAGAAGCGCGCAAAGACGUUGCGACAGAAAAUCGUGGAUGCAGCGGAGGCUUACGAAAAAACGAAGAUUGACCUGGACAGCUUCCGCACGCUGCAGAUCUCAGAAGAAGCGGCAAUUCCGCGGAGACUGGAUGCACUUAGGGAAGAAGUAUCGUUUGUCAGUCGCAGGGAGAGAGAGGCACAGGAAGCGUAUCGGUCUCUGAAGGGGGAGCUGGACAUGCUAGGGGAGGGCGUAAACGGAUACCAUUAG